Messenger RNA from Prunus armeniaca (apricot), 693 nucleotides. NCBI's taxonomy places the organism in Eukaryota, Viridiplantae, Streptophyta, Magnoliopsida, Rosales, Rosaceae. The record is from the annotation of a GenBank genome assembly.
AUGUUGCAAGAAUCCAUAAUUGGCACAUUUGGUGCUUCCAAUUCUGCCCAUGGAACAAACAACGAAGUGCUUAAAAUCGAGGUUUUAGUAGUAGGGGAGUAUGAUACCUUGCGUUUCAUAAGGGAAGCUCUUUCGAGAGCCACGUUGGACUUGGGUUUGUUGGAAACCAAGAUAGCAUUUCAUUAUUCAUACGAAGAUACCCCUUUCAUAGUAUCUUGUAAUGCACUUGAGCGUCCUAACAUGAUUGUUAUGGACCAUAACUUUGUUGUUCAGUUGGGGAGAGGUAAAAUCAAGAUACUUGUGGGCGGAUGGCAUGGGAAGAAGUGGGGAUCGAGGGUUGAUUUGACAGUGGUUACAGUGAUGCAGGCUGGUCAUGUGGAGGACGAAAAACUGAAUGCUUUGAAGGAACAAUGGAAACAAAGCGACAAAAUAACUUCUCCUUUUCCUUGGCUGAUUGAUGUUGUGUUCCUAAGGGAGCAACUUAAUGACCUAAAAGAGAUUCCCCUUUAUUUUGGAGUUUCUUUGACUUUGCAAGAGAGAAGAAGGAGAUUUCUGAACAGGCAGCUAGGAAACAUGAAAGGUCAAGUCCCUCCUCUCUUUUGUGCGGACGAGCAAUUCCUAACCAGACUCUUUGUCCUUCCUCCCUUUUGCGAAGUCAAAGCAGCUCCAAAGUAUAGGGGCAAUCUCUUCUAG